ACGGCCGGGCUCCGGCCUCCCGGCAGCUCCGGCGGGCGGCGCCGCUCCGCCUCCAUUCGCCUCUCCUCCCUUCCUUUCCCCUCCCCGGGGCUGCCGCCGUUUCCCAGCGCCCUGCGCGGCCCGGCCCUCGGCUGGAAGCGCGGAGCCGCCCCGGGCCCGGGCGCUGCCCGCGAUGCCGCUGCUGGUCAACGGGGAGCGGAUCGACUUGGGCCGGCCCCCGGCGGCCAUGAUCCGCGCCUACCCACACCUCGAGGAAAAGGCAAAACUUCUCAGAAGUCGGCCUACUCAAAUUGUGGAACCCAAAGGUCUUCUUUACGUCCAGCAGAGAGAAUUUGCAGUGACUACCCCUAAGGAUGGUUCUGUUUCUAUUCUUGGAUCAGAUGAUGCAACUACCUGCCACUUAGUUGUGCUCCGACACACAGGUAGCGGAGCCACCUGCUUGACACACUGCGAUGGAUCAGACACAGAAGCUGAGGUGUCGCUCAUCAUGAGUUCAGUAAAAUCUUUCUCUAACUCUGCAGACUAUGGAAGGCUGGAAUUGCACCUAGUUGGAGGUUUCAAUGAUGAUAGGCAGUUAUCACAAAAACUUACUAAUCAGCUUCUUAGAGCAUUUGAUCUCCAACCAGAUGAGGUUCAUUUGGUGACUUUCUGCGUAACAGAACUAAAUGACAGAGAAGAGAAGGAUAUUCACUUCCCAAUCAUUUAUGGAAUAGCUGUGAAUGUUAAAACAGCAGAGAUUUUCCCCGCAACCUUCCCAGAAAAAGGGCCCGAUGAGGAUUUGCGUUCAGCCCAUAUUUUAACAGGAGCAAGACUGACCAACAUUUAUGAUGCCAAGAAGGAACAGCUCCACAUUGGGCCUUACUUCUGGAGGCCUUUUCCACACGUAGAUUUCUGGUUGGAACAAGAUGAUCAACAGAUCUUACAGAAUCUUUCCACGUCACCCUUGGCUGAGCCACCCCACUUUGUUUCCCAUAUUAGAUCUACAUUAACAUUUUUAAAAGAACAUCCCUUUCCAUCGCGCUCCCUGUUUCCUGAUAGGAAACCUCGCAUCUACAGAAAAAAUCAAGACGGGUUGUGGGAACAGGUUUGUUCUGACAAGAUCUAACCAAGGGAUGCGUAGCCUUGCCCCAGGAAGAGUGAGUUGGUGCAAAAUGCCUACUGCUGGUUACAGGCACUGCUGUUCUUGUGCUUUCCAAAAUAAAAUAUUUUGACAGAA
Messenger RNA from Cygnus olor (mute swan), 1216 nucleotides. RefSeq names its product N-terminal asparagine amidase (gene NTAN1). The coding region runs from base 173 to 1105 and encodes 310 amino acids. Gene Ontology annotation, cellular component: nucleus. The transcript is spliced from 10 exons. The record is from RefSeq and is a predicted model, not a curated record. Gene Ontology annotation, molecular function: protein-N-terminal asparagine amidohydrolase activity. Gene Ontology annotation, biological process: ubiquitin-dependent protein catabolic process. Lineage: Eukaryota; Metazoa; Chordata; Aves; Anseriformes; Anatidae.